Suillus subalutaceus is the source of this 2467-nucleotide messenger RNA. RefSeq names its product apses-domain-containing protein. NCBI's taxonomy places the organism in Eukaryota, Fungi, Basidiomycota, Agaricomycetes, Boletales, Suillaceae. The coding region runs from base 124 to 2364 and encodes 746 amino acids. The record is from RefSeq and is a predicted model, not a curated record. The transcript has 5 exons. Gene Ontology annotation, cellular component: SBF transcription complex; MBF transcription complex. Gene Ontology annotation, molecular function: protein binding; transcription regulator activity; DNA binding.
CGUGUAUGUAUCGGAAACCGCGACGCCCGUCAGCCCCAGCUCGCCUGAGAGUCCACCACCAAAAUCGUUUGGAUAGCAGUAAUCCCCUGGAAUCACGCAUAAACGCGUUUAACUGUCUUCAUCAUGCCUGAGGGUCAGAUUUUCAAGGCAACUUACAGCGGAAUUCCCGUGUUCGAGAUGAUGUGCAAGGGCGUUGCUGUCAUGCGCCGGCGCGCUGACUCGUGGCUCAACGCGACUCAGAUCCUGAAAGUCGCAGGAUUCGACAAACCUCAGCGAACCCGCGUACUCGAGAGAGAAGUCCAGAAAGGCGAGCACGAAAAGGUUCAGGGUGGGUAUGGAAAGUACCAAGGAACGUGGAUACCUCUUGAACGAGGUCUCGCCCUGGCAAAACAGUACAACUGUGAAGCUGCUCUGCGCCCCAUCAUUGAUUUUCAACCGGCAGCCAAGAGCCCGCCUCUGGCUCCUAAACAUCUCGUCUCUACGAGUACAGCGGCUCGUCCCCCGCGUCGCACCGCUGCAGCUGCAGAAGCAGCGGCCGCCCUUGCUGCUACUGCUCGCUCACGCCGUAAUGCAGAACCCAUAGUUGAAUCCGAUCACGAAAUAUUAUCCGUCCAUGCAUCGGAGGAUGGAUCUAUGACAUCCUCGCCUUCCCGCGGCUCAUCAAGUUCACGCACUCCCUCACCCAUCGGAAAUAAAUUUGGAUCGACGGACACUACUAAAGACCGCCGCAGUGGCAAUCGUCGAAAACCACCACAGCGCCACAUAGAUGACCGCUAUGAUGACGAGGGUUCAGAGGAGGAACCCACGCAGUCUAACGGCACGACCGACCCACGCGCAUACGCAGACCAAAUCCUCGAGUACUUCAUUUCUGACUCAAAUCAAAUUCCCCAGGUUCUCAUUUCCCCACCGCCUGAUUUUGACCCGAAUACCGCCAUCGAUGAUGAUGGUCAUACGGCAUUGCAUUGGGCCUCAGCAAUGGGUCGCCUACGUAUUGUCAAGUUAUUGAUCACAGCGGGCGCAGAAAUAUUCAAGGUGAACAAAGCAGGUCAGACUGCGCUCAUGCGAAGUGUCAUGUUUGCAAACAACUAUGAUGUGCGGAAAUUCCCCGAGCUGUACGAACUUCUUCACCGUUCCACACUCAACAUCGACAAUUAUAAUCGGACCGUAUUUCACCACAUCGUCGACGUCGCAAUGUCGAAGGGGAAAACACAUGCCGCGCGGUACUACAUGGAAACAGUGCUCAACCGCCUAGCUGACUACCCAAAAGAACUCGCAGAUGUCAUCAAUUUUCAAGACGAAGACGGUGAAACUGCACUGACAAUGGCUGCCCGGUGUCGGAGCAAGCGUCUUGUGAAACUUCUUAUCGAUCACGGGGCUAAUCCAAAAAUCAUUAACAAUGAUGGCAAGAGCACCGAAGACUACAUCCUCGAGGACGAACGUUUCCGUUCGUCUCCAGGUCCAACCUCUCGCCUCUCAUCAAUGUCCUUCCGCAAUGCCCAAGCGACUCUCGGUCCCACAUCCUCCAAUGCAAUGACGUUGGCCUACCCUAUGAAUGGUGACAGGCCCCCACUCCAUCACUCUGUUGCAGGGCAGAAGGCCAGCACGCGCUGUGUCAAUGAUAUCACAAGCAUGCUCGACAGUCUCGCCUCGUCAUUCGACCGCGAACUGCAAGAAAAAGAGCGUGACAUGACACAAGCGCAUGCACUCUUGCAGAAUAUUCAGCAAGAAAUUCUAGAGAGCCACCGCGCCGUGAACCAGCUCAAAACGAAAGCGGAGGGGCUGCAGCUAGCUAAGAGUGUGCUUGUGGAUUUGGAAGGACGAUUACUUGACAAGAUGGGGAGGCGGUAUCGUCUGGGCUGGGAGAAAUGGGUAAAGGACGAGGAGAACCGCGAAAUGUCGAUACGGGAUGCUGCUGAUGGAGAGUUGAAGAUCACAGCAGCGACGGUGCCUUACCGGACGGACGACGACAUCGAGGAAGUUGCAGAGCCUGGGAAAGACAAGGGGAAAGGGAAGCGAAAGGCAUUACCCCAGGAAGAGGAGAUCUCGGACCUGUUGGCGUUAUAUGCUGACGUGCCUACGGAUCCAGAAACACUGCGAGUCACCUGCGAUGCCUUAAGAGAAGAGAUUGGACUGCACAGGAAACGAAGGAAAGAUAUGUUUGACGAGCUGGUUUCAUUCCAAGCAGAGGCGGGGACUGGUGGACGAAUGGCUGAGUAUAGAAAACUGAUUGGGGCAGGGUGUGGUGGAGUGCAGCCAUCGGAAGUGGACAACGUGAUUGGGAUGUUGCUUGAGACGCUAGAGUCGGAGGAACCCAGCGCAUCAUCGACAGCAUGGAGCGGGUCCAAAGCUGGGCCGAUGGGCUGACGGCCGAGUUUAUUGAGGCAUUGGUAAUUUAUGACAUUCUUCUCUUGUAAUCAUACCGAGCCUUUAUUGCUGGAUCUCGACUUCAAUACAAAAAAAAAAUCGC